AUGCCCUACUCCGCCGCUACCUCGGAGGGGCACGCAGCUCCAACCAGUGCGACUCCAACCACCACCAGCGCAACCAGCGCCUCUCCGCGUCAAGUCAACAUCCAGGCGAAUUUCAUGCCGGAGCCUGACACCCCGGAAAUGUCCGAUUUCAUGCGCAAAUUCCAUACCAUCGCUGACGUGACUUUCACCCCCACCAACGGCAUGACAUUCACGAUCUCCCAGAGCGCGCCGACGGGUACCAUGAAAACCACUCCCGGCGGCUUUCGCUUUCACAUUGGCGGAGGCCCGCAGUUGCCCGCCGCUGUGGACUCCCCGGAAAAUACGAAGGAAAUGCGAUUCCUCUCGAGCAUCAUGGAUGAUAUUGUUGAGAAGAGUACGAUCGCUCCGUCGCCAGCAGCGGCUACGACUACUUCUUCUUCCUCUCCUUCGUCGGCGGCGGCUAUGACUACUUCCUCCUCUGAUGUUGCUCCGAUGGCAACGAUGACUUCCUCCCCUGAUGUUGCUCCGAUGGCAACGAUGACUUCCUCCUCUGAUGUUGCUCCGAUGGCAACGAUGACUUCCUCCUCUGAUGCUUCUUCCAUGGUGGCCACGACAACUCCCCACCCUGAUGUUGAAUCGAGCCCAACAACAACUCCCCACCCUGAUGCUCCGAUGGCAACGAUGCCUUCCUCCUCUUCUGCUUCUUCGGCAGCAACGAUGACUUCCUCCUCCUCGUCUCGAAUCCCAACAGACCCCACCACCACCACUCCUCCAGCAUCGCCCUCAAAAUCCCCCUUCGACGAUCCUAUAUUCGGACCAGACGAUCGGUUACCAGGUGACCACAUCAUCGACGAUAUUCCACCAGUAGGAGCCCCAACGGACUCUGCCGUCCCUUCUAAAUCAUCAAUCCCAACAGACCCCUCCGGCACUCCUCCAGCAUCAACCCCAAAAGGCCUCUUUAGUGAUCCUUUCGUACCACACGAUCGAUAUAUCCAUCACGACAACAUCGAUGAUUUUCCACCAGUAGUCCCAACGGACUUUGUUGUCCCUCCUAAAUCUUCAAUCCCAAAAGACCCCUCCGGCACUCCUCCAGCAUCAACCCCAACAGACUUCUUGGACGACCUUACACUCGACCCACACAUCAACUAUGAUCCGGAAGUAAUAUCCCCAAAAUUCCACGUCCCUUCYAAACCAUCGAACCCAACAAACCCCUCCGGCACUCCUAAAUCUUCAAUCCCAACAGACGCCCCCUCCACCACCGCUCCACCCUUGGCCCGCCGCGGAUAG
This is a messenger RNA of Ramularia collo-cygni, 1266 nucleotides long. RefSeq lists its product as uncharacterized. NCBI's taxonomy places the organism in Eukaryota, Fungi, Ascomycota, Dothideomycetes, Mycosphaerellales, Mycosphaerellaceae. The record is from RefSeq and is a predicted model, not a curated record. The transcript is spliced from 3 exons. The coding region runs from base 1 to 1266 and encodes 421 amino acids.